Procambarus clarkii (red swamp crayfish) is the source of this 699-nucleotide messenger RNA. RefSeq names its product U3 small nucleolar ribonucleoprotein protein IMP3. Gene Ontology annotation, molecular function: rRNA binding; structural constituent of ribosome; snoRNA binding. NCBI's taxonomy places the organism in Eukaryota, Metazoa, Arthropoda, Malacostraca, Decapoda, Cambaridae. Gene Ontology annotation, biological process: ribosomal small subunit biogenesis; rRNA processing. The record is from RefSeq and is a predicted model, not a curated record. Gene Ontology annotation, cellular component: small-subunit processome; small ribosomal subunit; Mpp10 complex.
GAGUUGGGACUUGUACCCCAACAAACAGCCUAGACGGCCGUGCAUGAGGGCCUCGAGAGGAGGUGAAGAGAGACAAUUUCAGCAAGUUGAGGCCCUCCACGCAUCAUGAGGCAAUUGAAAUAUUCCGAGAAGAAGCUCCUGAAGCACACUGACUUCCUCAAGUGGGAGGUAGACAACAACCUGCAGGAAGUUAAGAUUAUGAAGAGAUAUCUGAUACAGAGAAGAGAAGAUUACACCCUAUACAACAAGAUGGCCAGAGAGACGAGAGAACUGGCAAAUAAAAUAAAGGAUUUGGAUCCCAAAGACCCAUUCAGAGCAGAAGCUAGUGGAAACCUCCUUGAAAAAUUGUACACCAUGGGACUGGUUCCAACCAAGUGGAACUUGCAGUUCUGCGAUCGUGUCUCGGCUUCAUCGUUCUGUCGUCGACGUCUUCCAUGUCUCAUGGUUCGAAAUAAAAUGGCCCCAAAUUUACGUACUGCUGUCACAUUCGUCGAGCAAGGCCAUGUCCGAGUUGGUGCAGAGGUUGUGAAAGACCCUGCCUUCCUUGUCACAAGACCCCUGGAGGACUAUGUGACGUGGGUAGACACCUCUGCCAUCAGGAAACACGUCAAACAAUACAACGAAGAAAGAGAUGAUUUUGACCUCAACAACUGUUAGUGGUUAUUUCAGUUUUCUAUACAAAUAAAAAUUAUAGUUUUG